Molecule: messenger RNA, 1020 nt
Organism: Aureobasidium musti
Lineage: Eukaryota; Fungi; Ascomycota; Dothideomycetes; Dothideales; Saccotheciaceae
Source: the annotation of a GenBank genome assembly
AUGGAUAUCAAUGCUGACACCAAUCUCUCGGGAGCCUUGAUCUUCUGGGCAUAUAUCGUGGGUGCCCUGGCCUGCACUGGGAUCGUCUUGAACACUAUCAGACAGUCAUACCUCAGCAAUGGCAGACCAAAGAUCCCUCCAGUCCUGGCAACUUUGGCCCUAUCUAGCUUCGCUACUCUUUCUUACCAUAUGCUGAAUGUCUUGAUCCUCUCCUAUCAGCAAUGGACAGCACGUCACAGCAUUCCUCUAGGAGCCUUGAUUGGAGCAAAUAGGACGCCUAUACAUCUAUGGCAAUGGUCAAUCACCUCGUCGCUAUUUCAAGAUUUCGGUGAAGCCAUUGUAGCCACCAAAUCUCGAUAUCUUCUUUCUUCUUCUGGCCUAUGGUCUACACUUGCAGUUGCAGUGUAUAUGGGUAUCGAAGGUCGAAGAUGCAAAGUGCCAAACCUCUGGGCUUUCUUUGCACUUCUCGAGAUCCUACCUACCUCAUUUGCACAAACGCUGUUCUAUAUCAUGCUCUGCACCAAGCCUCAACCAGCAAAUUCGAACCAUCAGUCGCUGUCGUACUGGCCUUUCUGGUAUUCUGUUCCUCUUCUGUACAACUACUGCCUCGGUAAAGCGCCUGAAUAUGCCGGAGAGGGAGAAUGGCUUAUCUAUACCAUCCUCGCUGCACGCGUGUUGCUCGUGCUACCGCUGCUUCUUCCUUUGCGCAGCUUGAGCGAUCAAGCUCCUGGAACCAGCCCCAAUACAUUCCAGCAUGUAGCGACUUUACGAUUGUUUACCUUCUCAGUCGGUAUCCAGUAUCUUACCCACAAGAGGAUUGCAGACUUAGGACCUUGGGAACAGAUGCCUUCCGUUUUGUUCGAGGCUCUGAAUAGUCAUCCUGCAGUACAAGCUCUAGGCUAUGAUCUAUUGCAUAGUGUUGUGGCGUUUGGAUAUUGGAUGCUACGAAGAGAGGAUGUCAAACCGGUCGUGGAUGAGGGACCAAGAGAGCAAAAGACGCUUCCCAAAAAGAGACGCUGA